CUCCCCUCCUAGGCGGAGCGCACGUACAAGCCGGUGCCGUUCGUGAUGAGCACAGGGGGGUGGGGCGUGUGGGUGGACUCGUACGCGCAGGGCUCCUUCCACCUCAACCACGCCUCGGAUCCCGACCACAUGGUGCUGCGCUACCCCCUGCUUGCGUCCCUGCGCCUGGUCUUCAUGGCCGGCCCUCGCCUGCUGGACGUGCUCGCGCUCUUCUCGCGCCUCUCCUCCUCGCGCCCCAUCCCGCCGCCCCUCUGGACCUUCGCGCCCUGGAAGGGGCGCGACGUGCACAAGAGCAGCCAGGAGGUGUUGGACGACGCUGAGCGGCUGCGGCAGCACGGCAUCCCGGGGUCGGUGAUUCUGUUGGACAGCCCGUGGGAAACGGCGUACAAUGACUUCACCAUCAACCGCCGCCAGUUCCACAACCCCCAGGCGCUUUUCAUGCGCCUGCACGCCCUCGGCUUCCGCGUGGUGUUCUGGGUGACGCCCUUCGUGAACGCUGCCAACCGCGUCGACAUGCCGGGCAUCAAGCCGGGCGCCGCCCCCAACUUCCACGAGGCGGCUCAGAAGGGCUUCCUCGUGCGCAACGGCAGCGCGCAGCCGCAGGUGGUGCAGUGGUGGAAGGGGCGCGGGGCGCGCGUGGACUUGAGCAAUGGCGAGGCGGAGCGGUGGUGGCGCGCACAGAUGGGCCAGAUGCUGCAGUGGGAGGAGGUGUUCGGCGGGGUGAAGGCGGACGACGGCGAGGGCGCGUACUUUGAGGCGGGCGCUGUGUUCCAUGAUGGGUCGCCGCUGGAGGUCAUGCGGAACAAGUACGUGCAGCUGUACCAUGCGUGCAUGCAGCGCUUCAUCAACGACAGUGUGGGGGCCUCCCAGGGUGUCGUCGUGGCCCGCGCUGCCUUUACAGGCACUGCCAGCUCGUUCGUGUGGGCAGGCGACAACAAGGCGUCCUUCUCCCCCACGGACGGGCUGCCAUCGGUGGUGGUGGCGGGGCAGACGGCGGCGGCAUCGGCGCUCUUCCUGUGGGGCAGCGACAUCGCGGGGUACCUGGGGAAGACCAUCGCGCGCAACGUCUUCAUCCGCUGGACGCAGUUCGGCGCGCUCUCCCCGCUGAUGCACCAGUUCGGGCAGGCCAACAGCGGCCCGUGGGACUACGACGCUCUCACGCUGCGCAUCUACCGCCGCUUCGCACGCCUGCACAUGGCGCUCGCGCCCUACCUGCACCGCGCGGCGCGCGAGGCGGGGGGGCAGGGGCGGCCGGUGAUGUGCCCCAUGGCGCUGUGCGCGCAGGGGGAGGGGGCGGCAGAGGCAGGGCGGUGGGAGGGGCAGUACCUGCUGGGGCGCGAGCUGCUGGUGGCGCCCGUGGUGAAUGAGAGCGAUAGCGUGGAGGUGUUCUUCCCAGCGUCGUCCCCCUCGUGGCUGCACCUGUUCUCUGGGCGGCGGUACAGCGGGGGCCAGCAGGUACGCGUGGCGGUGCCACUGGAGGAGGCGGCGGUGUUUGUGAGGGCGGGCGGCGUGCUGGAGGUGCUGCCCGACGACAUUGACACCCUUGUGCCCUGUGGGGCCCACAUCGAUGCCUCCGUCAAAUGCAUGCCCAGCCAUCGCACCAUCCAGCUGUGGCCCGGCGGUGAGGGCUCCACCGUGCUCUGUGCCAUGCUGCGUGUCUCCCACCGCUACGAGGGGGGCGUCACGCCUGCCAGCACUGGAUUGGCUGGCGGCACUGCCAGGUCAGGCAGCAGAAUGGCCAGGGAAAGUGUUGGCAGUGGUGCUGCCAGCAGUGGUAGCAGCAGCAGCAGUGUGAAGAUGAGUAGCGAGGCAGCAGGGGGGGAGGGCAUGGCAGGUGACAGCCUUUUUGACGAGAGUGGGGGGGGUGUGGGUAGGAAUGGCGGAGGGGAGGCAGAGGUGGAUGCGGAGGGGACUAGAGGGCAGCAGGGUGGGGGUGAUGGCGAGGGGGUGAGGGGCGAAGGUGAGGGGGUGGAGGAUUUGCCUCAGAUGGAUUCAUCGCAAGAGGACGAGGGCGAAGGGGGAGGUGCAGGAGGGGAGCGGAAGGAGGAGGGCGAUGGGGAAGUAAGAAGGGCAAGGAGGAUUUUUGGAAUGGGAGCGGGUGGUGAGGGGGGCCUGAAAGCUGGUGUGGAGCGCGGCGCAGGCGGGCAGCAGCAAGGGGAGAGGAGCGGAGGCAGGCGAGUGGUGGAGGUGGCAUGGGAGGGUGAGGCGCGGCGGGAGGUGCACGUGCUGCUCAUGUUCGAGAGCGUGCGGCAGGUGAUGGUGCUGCCUGCAAGCGCUGGCGCUGAUGAUGGUGGCAGCCACGAGGGCAAGGCUUUGCCUUGUGAGAGUGCUGAGAGCCUGGACAGGCCCUUGUCAGUGUGCAGUCUGCACCUAGACAAGGGAAUAACAAGGAUGGUUUAUUCUGCGUGAGAUAUCUGCCAAAUGCUUGUCAUUCCUCAUGCUUAUUCGUAAGGUUAGUGGUUGUCGAAUCCCUAGCAUGAAAUAAGCAAGGAGCUUUCAAUUAGGGCGCUUUUGGUAAGG
Messenger RNA from Closterium sp. NIES-67, 2520 nucleotides. The record is from the annotation of a GenBank genome assembly. Lineage: Eukaryota; Viridiplantae; Streptophyta; Zygnematophyceae; Desmidiales; Closteriaceae.